AUGUAUUUUUUAAAAACUAAAUCAAAAUAUGGCUUAUUUUUGCUGGUGUUUUUUCUAUUUUUAUUCUACUUGUUUAGCGAAGACUUUUUAAAUACAGAAGAAGACAACAGAAGUGUUAAUUUAAAUUUAAUAAACUUUGCAAAGGAUUUAAAAGUGCCUAAAACCAGCUCUCAAAAUAUUGAUGAUAAAGGUGGAACGAUUUUAUUAAUAUUCUGGACGACAUUCUUUGGUGCAAAACCGCGAAUAAAAGAUGGCCAUCCACGGAAAUGGCCAUUUUAUUACGUGGGAAAGAGAUGUCCCGUCAAGUGUGAACUGACAACCGAACAACAUAGAAUCUCACAAGCCUCUGGGAUUGUCUUCCAUGCGAGGGAUUUCAGUCUAGAUGAUCUUCCCCCCCGGAAAUUCAGAAGUAUUCCGUGGAUUUUGCAAUCUCACGAGAACCCUGUGUAUACACCAGUUCUCCGAGAUUCUGAUGCCAUGUCUAAAUUUAACUAUUACGUGAGCUAUCGGUUGGAUUCCGAUUUCCCUUCGCCCGAGUUUGUGAAACCACGGUUGGACCUGCCAACGCCUUUUGAGAGUAAAACGAGACUGGUUUUGGCCGUGUACAGCAACUGUGAAGGCCUACGGACGCAUUACAUGGGGGAGCUUAGAAAGCAUAUCAAAAUCGAUUUCUACGGAAGCUGUUUGCGGACGCAUAAAUUUCUAAAACGAACGUCAGAUAGUAACGACACAAAAUUGCUAACUUUACUGCGUACUUAUAAAUUCACUUUGGUUUUUCCAAACGCUGAUUGCGAUUAUUACGUCACAGAAAAAAUGUACAAUGCGUUAUCGUCCGGAACGGUCCCAAUAUGGCUGGGGACAGAUAAAAUUGACGAGAUACUGAAAUGGGGAAAUUUAAAACAAUCUGUGAUAAAAGUUAAAGACUUCAGAGAACCAAAAGCGUUGGCCGACCAUUUACACUUUCUUGCUAAAAACAAGCAAGAAUAUAAUAAAUACUUAAGAUGGAAGUACGAGGGUUUUCAGUUCCCGCCCGAGUACUAUAAUUCGGCAAUAGGGCAGUGGUGGGAGGGGUUGCCUGUGUAUUGUCGGGUAUGUAUGAGGAUUGCCAAGGACCCCAAGGGGCAUCAUGGAUUACCGACAGAAACGUGUGGGGAUACACGUAGUGAAAGGCUAGCAAAAUUGAUACCAUAG
Molecule: messenger RNA, 1191 nt
Organism: Paramuricea clavata
Lineage: Eukaryota; Metazoa; Cnidaria; Anthozoa; Malacalcyonacea; Plexauridae
Source: the annotation of a GenBank genome assembly